UUACAAUACUGCAUUAAUCAACGAGACAACAAAAAAUAUGUUCUCAAAAACAAACAAACAAACCUUUAAGAUUUUCAUAGGAUUUUGAUGAAUAAUUUUCUCUAAUUUGUGAUAAAUACAUUGGAAAACGCAAGAAAAUAUUUACUGUGAAAGCAAUUUAUUUAGAAAAGUGUUAAACCAGAAAAAGCUGCUGUAUAUUAACAUUCUUUGCAUUAAUGGGCGCAAUAGGUAUUAUUAAAAAAAAAAAGAAAAAAAAGAAACAAAAAAAGGCAACUUUUUCGAUGUACAUACCCAAAAGAAAACUUGGGACAAUUAAAGUAUACAGAUAUUUUUCUUUCGCAGAUUAGCUGUAAGUGAAUUUUGAAAGAAUUGUUAUAAAAUGGAAAAUGGCGAUGAAUGUUUGGAUAUGGCUUUGAAUCCAUUUCAUAGGCCACCCAAUAUGUUAAUGGAUGAUGACUUGAAUAGGGUUACCCAGGAAGAAUUAGAAGCAAAUUUGUCCACCGAUUAUCCUACCAAUGAAGAAAUUGGCGGAGGAAAUAAAACGAAUGACAUGUGGGAACAAUUAAUACAAAGUGUAUUAGAAGAUAGUUCAACGCAAGAAGCAAUCCUAAUAAAGUCCGAGGAGGAAAAAGAGAAAGAAGAACAAUACGAAGGUGGGAACGUGGGGCAAGAAAUAUCGGAAUCAUGUACAAAUAACGACAUGAAUAUAAAAGAAGAGAAUUCAGUAAUGGACUUUAGCUGCGAAGAGGAGAGAUUAUUGGGCCAAAGUGAGGACAAGUGUUUCUACGUGGAGGAGGAUAUGUGUCAAGUCGAAGAAGUUUAUGCUUCACCAAAACAUGACGCCCUCGAGCAUUAUGUUGAUAGCGAAGAUGAGAACAAUGAGUUUGCCAAUGAGGAUGAGGACACAGAUAGCAAAAGUGAUAAAUCAGUUAUUAGUCUUGGCCGCAUAGUAUGGGAUGGAAAAACAGAAGUAUACAAACAAGGAGACGUAUUUGAUGAAAUUAAUCGUAGCUUGACCCAAGAAAAUAAUCAUAAUCGAAGUAUUUCACAGGAGAUGGACGAAGAUGAAGCUGAUGUGGAACAGAACGAAGAUAAAUUAUCGCAGUUAUCGAAUAUAAUGAGCGAUCAUUGUUACAUUUCGCAAGAAAAGGUAUUCCCCAAAAAUGAGGUGGAAGAUCUUAAACAUAGCUUAAUUAACCACUUAAAGACGAAAUUUCUUGCAAAUACCAAUCAACAAACAAUAACUGAGCUAGUGGAUUCCCUAUUGAACGAGACAGAUGAAAAAAAAAUGAAUAAAGUUUUAAAGAGUUUUAAGGAGGCAAAGGAUAAUGUUGAGAUUGUGAAAGAACAUAAAAAAGACGAUCAAAUAAUGGAGGGACAAUCAGAAUUGGAAAUGGGUUUAAAAGAAACUUUAGAUAAAUGUGUUGAAAAUAUAAUGGAAGAAAAUUGUCAGCUAACACCAGCCGAAGCUAAAGAGCAAAAUAUGUUGAAGGAAUCUGUCGUUGACUUUGAAGGAGAUUGUUCUGAUAUCAACAAAACGGAUCAUCCUACGAGCCUUCCGCCUACGCAGUCUACGAAUAAAUCUGAAAAUUGCUCGGAACCCUUAGAACAACAAAUAUUCGAUGAAGAAUUUGAUUUACUUUGCAAAGCUGGUUCCUUAGCUCAACGGCAAGAAACAGCCAUUAAUAAAAAUGAAGUGACAAGUUUCUUAGGAAAACUGGAAGACUUCGCUUUAAAUUUACAAAACGACUGCAAGUCUUUCGCCACAGCCUCUACGAAUAUUGAAGGGAAACUGCAAAAUUACGUACGACAACAAUUACAACACUUUCGCUUAAUCUGCAAACCGUACACCUUAUCGUUAACCAAUAAUAUGGAGGUGCAAGUUACCUUAAAAUCGAUGGCCAGGCAUAAACGCAUUAAACUUAAUAUGGAAUCGAAAAAGAAGCUAUUAAAUAAUGGCGAUAGUUCAUUAGAAUCUUGUUCAUCUUCGCCAAGUGAUAACGACGAUGAAGGCGAUGUUAAGAUUUGUGAACUAAAAGAAGCGGACAAUGCGAAAACUAAAAGGAUGUCAAAGUUGCCAGCUUCGUCUUCUUCAUCGCAUUCCACAUAUGCUCCAGAAAUGCCGAAUUUAAAUUAUCAAGAAGAAAAUGGUUGCAAAUUAUCACAAGACUAUGAUGACGGUGUACCUCUUACCAACUAUUUACAAUCUGAGAUAUUUGAGUGUGAGCAACUGUCGAACACUAGUUCAUUGUCUUCUUCAGACGAAAGUGCCCGCUCAGUCGUUACAAAUCCAAGUAAGUCAUUAAAAUCUUCGAAGAAACUGUCUGAGGUGGAUGACAGCCAAGACCUUUUCGACAGUGUCAGUGAUGGUGUACUUACUGGCAUUAAGAACAAGUCUAACGCAAAGCGGUGUUCCGUGGAAAGUGAUACGAAUUUACUGUCUUCGGCGAAUCGCAAGAUUGGCGGUGAGCUUAACGAGAAGCCUUCAGAAAUGAAAAGGAAAUGUUCAGCCUCUUUAUCGUUAAAUAGCGAGAGCGAUAAAGAGAAUAAAGAUAAACGCUUAAUGGAUUUUGAAGAUGAGAGCGAUAAGAAUGAUAGAGAGAUUGAACGUCUGCUGAACUUAGAUGCCCUUAAUAAGCGAUCCACACAUACUGGCAGUUCUGGUAAAACCAGUGAUAAAUCCAAAUCAAAAUUGUCUUCAAAUAAAGGCGUAAAUAACGCUUUUGAUUUUUUGGAUGAUGAGUUGGGUUCAGAUGACAGUAAAAGUGAAUCCGAAGACGAAAUCAUUACAGAGAAGCAAUUCUUGGAGCGUUGCAAUGAAGAUGUGAAAAAUCAAAUGUUGAAUGAAUCCAGUAGCGAUUCGGAUGAACAAGGAUCAAACGAGGAUGAUGAGUUAUUGAACAUACCGUCUGAUGGAGAUGAUGAUGAUAGCGGUAAAAAUUCGCCCCUCGUAGAGAAGUUUUUGAAAACUUUUAAAGUUGAAGAUAGUGAUAAAGAGUUGGAGGAUGAUGAUGACGAUGACAUGUUAAUAGACAGUGAUAAAGAGGAGCAAAUGGAUAAAGCCGCCGAAGCAAACACCAGCGAAAAGAGCAAUGACAAUGGAGAAGUUGAAGAUAUAGUAGAUGAAAAAUUGAAAAAAAAAGAUGAAGGAGAAGGAUCACCAACCUCUUCAGAUCUUGAGCUGCUUAAUGAUAAUUUCAUCUUUCGUAAACGAAACGCAAAGCCAAAGCAACUUGAUAAACUUUUAUCUGACGCUGAAAAACGUAAGCGUAUUAGUCGUAUAGACGAAGAGUUAAUUAGUUUGAGUUCGGAGAGUUCUGAUGUAGAAGCUAUUGACGAGCCACCUAAUGAGACUAAACCAAGAGCUAUUAAACCAAUGCUAAGGCAGGAUCAAUUGGCUGGCGAGACAAUUAAAGCUCAAAAAAUGGAAAAUGAACGCAUUGCACGCUUGGAAAGGAAACAAACGAUGUUAACGAAGAUACUUAAAGAGCAUCCUGAAGUUGAUAAAGACAAAGAUCUUGUGUUGGAUUAUAUAAAGGAUACAAAAACGUUUAUUAAGGUUCAUCCACAAAUUGUGCGUUAUUUGAAGUCACAUCAAUGCGAUGGACUUCGCUUUAUGUACGAUUCCUGUUACGGCGGUGUAGAUUCGCUUAAGAAGAGCGCUGGUUCUGGUUGUAUUUUAGCUCAUUGUAUGGGUCUUGGAAAGACUCUACAACUAAUUGCUCUUUUGCAUACUGUGAUUUCCUUUAAGGAACUAAAAACCACAAAAAUUUUAGUCUUGUGCCCGAAAAGUACGGUGAUGAAUUGGGCAGAUGAAAUCAUUCGAUGGUUGGGUCCGUUACGACAAAAGAAUCUCAAAGUUUACACUUUUAGCGAUACAUCUGACAUCAACGAAAAGCUAAACAUAUUACGAGAAUGGUCGUUGUCAAAUAGCACAAGAGCUGGUUGUCUUUUAAUUGGUUACGAGGCUUUUCGGACCUUAGUUUUUUACCAUUCCUAUAAAAAACGAGGCACUAUAAAUCCUAUGCGCUUGGAAGAGAUACGUAAAAACGUCAAUAGUUAUUUGCUAGAUCCCGGUGCUGACUUGGUUGUGUGCGAUGAAGGACAUAUCAUUAAAAAUAGUAAAUCGGCCAUUAGUUUGGCGGUAGCUAAAAUUGUAACACCACGUCGAAUUGUCUUAACCGGUACCCCUAUUCAAAAUAAUCUCAAAGAAUAUUAUAGCAUGGUCAAUUUUAUUAAACCCUUAUUUUUGGGAACGGAAAAAGAAUUUGCUAAUCUUUAUGCUAACCCCAUUCGAAAUGGACAACAUAAAGAUUCCAGCAAAGCUGAUAUAAAAGUGAUGAAACAAAGAUCAUUUGUUUUACAUAAGAAGCUAUCCAAAUUUGUUCAGCGAAAAGAAGCUGAACUGUUGAAAACGUUUUUACCGCAAAAAUUUGAAUAUGUUUUAUUUAUACCAAUGACUGAAGUUCAGAGUAAUUUGUAUACUUUCAUCUUAAAAUCAAUAGCGAAUCGAGAAGAUCAUUACCGCGGCAGAGGGCUCAUAACAGAUUAUACUUGUUUGCGAAAGAUUUGGACUCACCCAAAGGUAUUAGAAGACGCAUGGAGAAAUGCAGUUAAUCAAAAGAAUAAGAAGGAUCGAGAGAAAGAUUUAAAAAUUAAAAAUCAAUCUGACGAUGAUCAACCCGAUGACAUAUACGAUAGCCAGACAGGUCAAAUGUCAGUAAUUAAUGAUUGGUGGAGGCAUUUAUUAAGUGAAAAAGAUUUAGAAUCCGUGAUGCCCAGCAAUAAACUAAGAACCAUGUUCAAUAUAAUACAAAUGUGUGAGGAAAAAGGCGAAAAAUGUUUAAUAUUUUCAGCAUUUGUGGCUGUUUUAAAUGUAGUGGAGCAUUUCUUUAAGAAAAUUACUGAAAAAGAUCCUCAAGUUUUAAAGGAAUUAAAUGUCAAUCCGAAUUCACAGUGGGUAUUGGGCGAAGACUAUUAUAGAUUAGAUGGCAAAACACCGAAAACUAUACGUCACGAAAUGAUUAACGUAUUUAAUAAUGUGUUAAAUAAACGAGCACGUGUGUUUUUGAUUUCGGCCAAAGCUGGUGGCCAAGGUAUUAAUUUAAUAGGCGCCAACCGGGUGAUUAUACUAGAUACAUCAUGGAAUCCUUCAAAUGAUCAACAAAAUAUAUUUCGGGUGUUUCGUUUAGGACAGAAACGUAAUUGCUACAUUUAUCGUUUAUUAGCUAUGGGCACUAUGGAAGAGAAGGUAUAUUCUCGUUCGGUCACAAAGCAGGCUAUGAGUUUCCGAGUGGUUGAUGAACAACAAAUUGAUCGACAUUACAAUAUGGCUGAAUUAGCUGAGCUAUACACUUUGACGAAACCUGAUUAUACCAAUCGUCCUACCCCCACAUUACCUCAGGACAGCAUAUUAGCUCGGUUAUUACGUUCUUUUCCCGAUUUAGUGUUUAAGUACCAUGAACACGACAGCUUGUUGGAAAAUAAAAUUGAGCAAGAAUUAAGCGAACAGGAGAAAAAUGAAGCUUGGACUGCCUACGAAAGAGACUUACAAUUAAAUUCAGAAGUUCGGGAGCUACCGAAUCUGGAAGAACUUCAAAAUAAUUUCCUUGCCUCAAAAUUACAAAAUUACAUGUCUCCUUUUGCGGGACUAGAUGUGAGUAAUUCUAGUGCAAGUAAUGCAAGUAAUAUUAAUAAUAAUAACAGUAGUAAAAAUAUGUCAUCUCUAUUUAAUUACCGAGGUUUCGGUCAACCCUUUUUGCAAUCUAUGGUGGGCCAGGCUAAUAAUACAACUGCAGCCACUCAACAGUAUUUGGACUUUUACAAUUACUAUAAAAAUUUAAGCAGUUACACAGAUCUAAGUCAAUAUACAUCACCUUUGGCGCCCAAUCCUAAUUUAUUGGGGAGAUUUCCCAGCUCAGGACCUGGAGCACCGCCCAGUAAUCCUUUGUCGGCAUUGGGAGACUUAAGCAUGCUGGCUAGCACCGCUUUGAGCGGUUCACCAAGUUUAACAGGCGCUGUUUCAAAAACAAUGAAUCCUGGUUUACCCCCCAUGUUACCGCAAUUGCCGAAUACGUCUAUGUACAGUUCACCGGCACCUUCUGCUUCAUUACCAAAUAGUAUGCCAAUCACAUCAACCGCACCAUUAGGUACUGGGGGAGGUAAUGUUGCCGGCAGUAACGCGUCUCUUUUAUCGGCCUUUGAACAAUAUACACAAUCUUUCCGUAGUCCUUACACCAAUAUGUACAGUUAUGCUAGUGAUUUUGGCUUAGGUACGUCAGGCACUACGAUACUUGAUAAGUCAAAAUCAAAAACAACAAAAUCGAAUCAAUCUUCAAUGAAUAGUAGUUCGAGCGGGCCGAAGGGGUCAACAAACUUGCCGGGAGGCUCGACAAAUGAAUUUGCAAAUCAAUUCACUGAGCCAGCACCUUAUCUAACGUUAAGACCCAAACAGCGUAGCGCGCUUGGUGUUGGUAACAUCGUGGAUCAGCAACAAACAAAAUCUUCGUCUGUAAAUGAACAAUCUAAAGAACGAAGUAAUUCCAUGUCUCGAAGGGAGACAACCAACGAUUUAAUUAACUAUAGAAGAAAUGAAAUGAAAGGAAAUAACAAAAAUGGACCAGACGGUGCUAUAAAGAAUAGUUCGGCAAUUGUAAGUUCUGUUAAUACAAUGAACAAUAGUCAACGUAAAUUAUCUAGUAAUCGAGAUAACACAUCUGCGAAAACUUCCAGUGUAAAUACAAUAAAUAUUAGUAACGGGAAAGCAACGCCUACAUCCUCAAUGCAACUUGCGAAAACUUCCUCGUCUAGUACAACUCAAAGCAGCAAUAAUACCAGAACAGUAAAAAGCUCCCCGGUUUCGGCGUUAUCAAGCUCCUUGAAUUCAUCGAAUCAAAAAUCCAGUGGACCCAAACAAAAAUCUGGUAAUAUGAAUGGUACAGCAUCAGGUAAACCCAAUAAAUCAUCGAAUUCGGCAAACAGUUUAGAUUCAAACCGUGCCGUAAAUAUGGGCAUUUUAUAUCCAAAUAACUCCAAUGGAAAUUCUAGCAAUUCUACGGCAAAUUCAUCAACUGUCAAUAUGGGUAUAAUUUAUCCACAUUCUAAAUCUUCUGCUGGCAAAAAUUCUGGGGAAAUGCAAAUUAUACCAACUUCAAGUCCACCUGGUACUACAAGCAUAUCAAAGCAAUUAAAUGAUUUAUCGCCUAGUAUAUCCUUAACGGCUCUAAAAACGAACACGACGCCGUCAAAAACACAAGUACAACAGCAAAAUUUAACGAAAGCUUCUAACAAUAUGACCAUAUUCCCUAAGGGAUCGCAAUCAAAUAGCAAUAGUAAUCGCAAGACUACAACAUCUUCUAUUAAUAAUGUUCAAAGUCUUAGUAAGCCUGCAAUUUCAGUUAGUACUGCCACAUCGUCAACUGGCUUGACGAUUAGCAAUUCCACUGCAAACCAAAGUAAUCAAAUGAUCAAAUCAAGGAUUACAGGUAGUGUCAAUAAAAAGUCUGCUAGUGAUACGCCAGCUCUUGCCUCAGUAGGGACGAAAACUUCGCUUCCAGUUACUAACGCUACGUCAGCAACGAAUAUAAACAGUCUUCGGAAGGUUGUACCCAAGAAUCAAACAAUGAAUCGUGGUGGCUUAACAAUAACUGCCACACGAACAACGGCCACUCCAACGUCGAUCAAUAUUACGAAAUCUAGCAACUCAAACACGAUUGCUUUGGCUAAACAAACAGCAGCCGCUGUGUUAGCUAAGUCCAGUAAUACGCAAAUGAACGCGAAUACUGGUCGCAAUGCAACCAGUAGCGGUAUUUCAUCACCCAAUACUUUGCAAAAGAAUUCAAGUGCAGGCUUAGCAGCGACACACACACAGUCGCCCAUGUCAGUGGCUGCCAUUAAAAAAACUGUUAUCAAUAGAGCUUCGCCGAUUACAGUAACGGCUAAGUCAUCGCCGUCAACCGCUGCCACGAGCAAUGGUAAUAAUAAUAAUAAAAGCAAUUCCGUUAUCAUUAAAUCGGCAAUGCUGAGUCCGCUCAGCAACAACUUCAAUAGUAGCAAUAAUUCAACGAAAACUUUAACAAAAUCAAAUCCAUCAAUGAAUGCGAAUUUGAGUCGUUCUUCCCCUAUACCAAAACUUUCUCCAAUACCUUCCGUAAGCAAUGUUUACAAAACAUUACUUCAAAAUCGUAUACCUGCCACUAUCUCCUCAACAAAUAUAACUUCUUCUGCAUCAUCAUCGCUACCAUCAUCAUCAUCAUCGUCAUCUUCAGCACCAACAAUACCUUCAACAGCGAAUUCAAAUACUGUAAAUAUUGUUAGAAAUACAGUGAAUAUACGACCUGUGGAGGUGAAACAGAAUUCUUCUGGAUCGGGAAAUGUUUACAUUAUUGAAACCAAUAUCAAUGAUAAAAAGGUUGCUAUUGGAACUCCCACUAAAAGUGGUGGUGGCACGACGGUUACCAAAGUUCCCGUACAAGCGAAACGUAAGGCCACAGAUUCUCUAUCCAAAGAAAUUAGGAUUGAAACUAAACGUUUUAAAGAGUAAAGUGAUUGUAUAUAUGUCUGUCUUAGGUAUAAUUUCAAUACAGAUUUUUUUUAAAUAAAUUAUUAAUUUGAUACUUAGAAAAUAUUUUUCUUGUAUAUACUUUCAUAAUUUUGAUACCUAUUUUAAAUAAGUGAACUUAAAGAAAAUUUAUUUAUAAGUUAUCCGUAUGCUUCAAAUAAA
This is a messenger RNA of Glossina fuscipes, 8722 nucleotides long. Its product is annotated as transcriptional regulator ATRX-like. Gene Ontology annotation, molecular function: ATP binding; ATP hydrolysis activity; ATP-dependent chromatin remodeler activity. Lineage: Eukaryota; Metazoa; Arthropoda; Insecta; Diptera; Glossinidae. The record is from RefSeq and is a predicted model, not a curated record. Bases 380 to 8542 code for a protein of 2720 amino acids. The transcript has 17 exons. Gene Ontology annotation, cellular component: nucleus.